Molecule: messenger RNA, 1539 nt
Organism: Dissoconium aciculare CBS 342.82
Lineage: Eukaryota; Fungi; Ascomycota; Dothideomycetes; Mycosphaerellales; Dissoconiaceae
Exons: 4
Coding region: 1-1539 (512 amino acids)
Biological process (GO): negative regulation of glucose mediated signaling pathway; cAMP catabolic process; cGMP catabolic process
Molecular function (GO): 3',5'-cyclic-AMP phosphodiesterase activity; 3',5'-cyclic-GMP phosphodiesterase activity
Source: RefSeq, a predicted model, not a curated record
AUGUCGGUACUGAGUGAGGAUAAAGAAAGUGCAAACGCGGGCGCACAUGGUCGCAAGCCUGCUAUACAAGUGGUUUGCCUGGGUUCGGGAGGCGGCCCUUGCGAGGACAAUGUCACCGGGUUCCUGCUUCGUUCAAUAGCCACAGAGUGGGCGCGCAACUCGCUGUUAGCAGUGGAUGCUGGGUCACAUCUUGCACCUAUCACUCGAAUAUUGGAGGAACAUUUCCCUCUGACAUACAAUGGCAAGCCAAAGGCGAGCGAAGCACCAGAAGCGACAGUCCUUAAGUCGGGCCCGUUUGCUGGUUUGAAAUUCCCAGACAGGUCCGCUCGCGCCAACGCGAUGCAUCUACUGCGAUCCUACAUUUCAGCAUAUCUCAUCACACAUCCUCACCUGGACCAUCUAGCUGGAUUCGCGAUCAAUACCGCAGCAUUCCAUGCGACGUCACGGCCGAAGACUGUCGCCGCUCUACCGAACACUGUUGAAGCGAUGAAAAGGCACAUCUUCAACGAUGUAAUCUGGCCAAACCUUACCGAUGAGGACGGCGGAGUGGGAUUUGUCACAUUCCAACGACUGAAAGAGGGUGGAGAUGCAAUGGUCGGUGAGGGCGAAGGACGAGGCUACAUCGAUGUGUGUGACGGUCUGGGGGUGAGAGCCUUCAAGGUGUCGCAUGGGGUAUGCACAAAAAGUCCCCCGGCGCAUCAGCAUCGAGGGAGCGGUGCCGGGAUAACGGAUGCGUCACCGACGUAUAAUACCUCUGCACAGGCGUUCGCGCUCGAAUCUUCGGCUUCGUCGACGCAUCGGUCAUUAUCGACAUCGCACCAUUUCCAUACUGCGCAUCAGUCGCCUCAUGCAAUGCCCUUGGAUGGCGCUUGCGUGGUGGACAGCACAGCUUUCUUCAUUCGGGAUGAUCAAACCUCGCGGGAGCUUCUUUUCUUCGGAGAUGUUGAACCUGAUACUCUAUCCCUGUCUCCUCGCAAUCAAAUCGUGUGGACCGAAGCGGCACGCAAGAUCGCAAAUGGUCUCCUCGGCGCGAUUCUCAUCGAAUGCAGUUACGACGAUUCUCAAGCCGAUGCAUUUUUGUUCGGACAUAUGAAUCCUCGACACCUGAUUACAGAACUGCAAAAUCUCGCUGCUUUAGCUGAAGAAGCCAAGAUUCAUCGGCAGAUGGAGGAAAAGGGCGCCAAAAAGCGGAAACGUUCGGCGCCGGCGAACGGACUUCUGCUCCCUGAGCAUGAUCGGAAACGAAGCCGCAGUAUGAGCCAAGUAGACGCUGUACGUAGCGGACCACUCUCUCCGAAAUCGUCAUCAACGCCUCGCCGCUGCGAAACCGGUAUAGGCGUUAAUCUUGGAGAAGAUAUGCCGCUUCGUGGGAUCCAGGUCAUCAUCAUUCAUGUCAAGGAUACGCUCAAGGAUGGCCCGCACGUCAGUGAGAAUAUCCUCUCACAACUUAAGGAUUACGAGGCCCGGCUACAGGAACAGGGACAGGGACUUGGAUGUGAGUUUAUCAUUGCUCGCAGUGGAGAGAGUUAUUGGGUCUAG